AUGAAGCUCACCGCGAGUUCAAGCGUCUUCCUGACACUCUUUGUGCAUGCAAUUGCUGCCCCCGCGCAUUCGAAGCAGAAACAAAGUUCCUUUAAAUGGCAUUCCACAGAAUCUCUGAUAGCCUUUGGGGAUAGCUACACGUACGUGCAGGGUACUCUCGGCCACCAAAACUACACCUCCAUUGGCGAUGAAUUCAACUUCUCUUUUACGCCCGCACAGCUCUUUUCGAAUCGCAUCGUGCAGAACCUUACGGGAACGGCAGAAGGUGGCCCUAAUUGGGUGGAGCUUUUGACUGGGUGUGGUGUCGAGGAUGGUUUGCACAAUCCAAGAGAGUGCAAUAUGCAGCUCUGGGACUUUGCAUACGCAGGCGCGAACACUAUCGAGGAAGCUGGAUUCACACCCCUUCAUCACAACCAUACUGUCUCACUCGAGCGUCAGAUCGAACAGUUUGCCUCCUACGGCAAUCCAGCCCUCGAAUCAAUUCAUCUCAACAAGGAAAAAGCCCUCGUAGCGAUAUGGAUCGGCAUCAACGACAUCAAUGACCUUGUCUCAACCCAAGGCAAAAACGCUUCUUUUGCACCACUCUACGAGAAGAUUCAGGACCGAGUCUUUGAGAAUGUAAAGAAGAUCUAUGAACUUGGCUACAAGAACUUCCUCUUCAUGAAUCUACCGCCUCUGGAUCGUGGGCCAGGCACGCCCAAUGUCAACGCGUCGCUCGUUGCUUCUUUCAACAAGAUUCACGCUGCACAUGCCAACGACUUUCAGUCCGAUCAUAAGGACGUGAAGGUGCUUCAGUUCGACGUGAACAGUGUUUUGAACUACGUUUUGGAUCAUUACCAAGACUACGGGUUCAAAAACGUCACCGACUACUGCCCUGGAUAUAAUCAGCCAGAUAUCCUGACAAAUCCAAGCCAAUAUGGAUGCACGGACUUGGAUACGUACUUUUGGUACAAUUCAGGGCACCUGACGAGCCGAACGCAUAAAGUCAUGACAAAAGCCUUGAAACGAUGGUUGGUAAAACAGUAA
Alternaria infectoria is the source of this 1026-nucleotide messenger RNA. RefSeq lists its product as uncharacterized. Gene Ontology annotation, molecular function: hydrolase activity, acting on ester bonds. Bases 1 to 1026 code for a protein of 341 amino acids. The transcript has a single exon. NCBI's taxonomy places the organism in Eukaryota, Fungi, Ascomycota, Dothideomycetes, Pleosporales, Pleosporaceae. The record is from RefSeq and is a predicted model, not a curated record.